AUGGAAACGAGCGGCGCGGGCGCGGGGAGCCGCGGGCAGGAGGCGCGGAAGGGGAAGAAGAAGAAGAAGGCGCAGCAGCAGGGGGAAGGGGGGAACGGAAGCCUUCCGCCGCACCUGGAGGAGCUCCGCUCGCGCGUGAUCUGCGACAUGGAUGCGCCGAAGCAGACGCACUCACUGCAGUAUUCAGGCGCGUUCGCCGCACUGGGAGUGGACAACAGCAUGACUCUGGAGCGCUUCAGACGGGAAUUGAAGGUCGAGAUCGUGUCGCAGUCAGCGGACGGCCACGAUCUCGUGUUUGACCUCAUCGGCAUUGACGCUGCUCUCGCCAACGCCUUCCGCCGAAUACUCAUUGCCGAGGUACCCACAAUGGCGAUAGAGAAGGUGUUCAUGGCCAACAACACCUCGCUAGUGCAGGACGAGGUGCUCUCCCAUCGCCUUGGCCUCGUGCCGUUAGCCGUCGACCCGCGCCUCUUCGACUUCCCCUCAGAGGACGGCAUGGCGAGUGAGAGCAACACCAUCGUCUUCAAGCUCGACUACAAGUGCACGCGCAACCCGCCCACUGAUGGCUCCAGACACGGCACGGUGCAGUCGAAGCACCUGGUGUGGCAACCCAACGGCAGCACGUACCCCCCUGAUCGCAGCACCAAGUUCACGUCCUUUGGUCGCCCGCAGAUUGAAUUGCAUGACUUCGCCACUCGCCCGCCCGCCCCCACCUACCCUGAUAUCACGCUUGCUAGGCUGCGACCGGGACAGGCCAUAGAGUUGGAGGCGCAUGCAGUGAAGGGCAUCGGCCGCACGCACGCCAAGUGGUCACCUGUUGCUACUGCCUCCUAUCGCAUGCUACCAGAGUCUCCUGCUUGCAUUCUCUCACUGUCCCCUCCCCCUCCCCCUCCCCCUCCCCCUCCCCCUCCCCCUCCCCCUCCCCCUCCCCCUCCCCCUCCCCCUCCCCCUCCCCCUUCCCCCUGGCAGGUGGUGUUCCGCAAGGCAGUGGAGGGCGAGAUGGCGGAGCAGCUGGUGGCAAAGUGCCCCAUGAACGUGUUUGACAUUGAGGACUUGGGGAAUGGCAUUCAGAAGGCCACAGCCCCACGUGCGCGCAACUGCACGGUGUGUCGGGAGUGCAUUAGGGAGGAGGGAUGGGGCGACUACAUUCAGCUCAGAAGGAAACGGGACCACUUCAUCUUCUCAGUGGAGAGCACGGGAGCACUGCCCCCCAACGUGCUAUUCACAGAGGCAGUGAAACUACUGGAGAGCAAGGCAAGGCGCCUUGCCACUGAGACCGACCGCCUCUGA
Closterium sp. Yama58-4 is the source of this 1290-nucleotide messenger RNA. Lineage: Eukaryota; Viridiplantae; Streptophyta; Zygnematophyceae; Desmidiales; Closteriaceae. The record is from the annotation of a GenBank genome assembly.